UCCCAUUUGUCUCACUCAAUAUUCUCACUCACAUAUCACCAUCUAUUCUUACUUCUUCCAGUGACCACUCUGCAUUACUCUCACCUGUGAACUCUCUCUCUUUCUCUCUCCUCACUAGAAUCCCAUGAACAAAAUAUAGUACAUCACUAUUUUCAUUUACACAAACAUUAACAUAAAAUUAAAAUUAAGAUUCCCCCUAAAAAUACUCCAUCUUCUUUCUUUAUUUCUUUUUCCUCUGUUUUUGCAGAGAGUAUAUCAGAACCUGCUAAAUUAAUUCCUCUUUUUUUCUAUUCUUCCGAUCAAUUCUUCAUUUUUAGGGUUUUGCGCUAUUGUUAAUCAAUCUGAAAUUAUUGUUAUUUUGUUCAUCAAAUCAGAUAAAUUCUCUCUUCUUUUUAUGAAUUUUUUCUUGCUUUGAUUUGUUGUUUUCCAGAUUUCUGAAAAUAAACUACAAAAUUCCUUCAAUGUGAUUGCGAUGUGAGCUCAAAUCUCUGACAAACACACUUCAUAAGAAGAGAGAGAAAAUAUUACUACUUCGUUUCUUUCUUAUUUGUAAUUAUUCACUCAUUACAACUUUUUUUGAAUCUUCUUUUUUUGUUUGUUUUAUAUCUAUCUAUAAAGUUACGUUUUCUCUCUCUAAAAAGUUGCAAUUUUUACGCCAAAAAUGGAGAUUGUCCUUUACUGCUAUCAAUGUUUUGCAGAAAAAAAAUUAGGGUUUCAUGAUUUUUCACUUUACCGAUUUUGAUUUUUCGGAAGAAGUUUUUGUGGAAGAUUGUAGAAAAAUUGAAAAAAAAUGAGUGAUUCAUCAGCUAGAUUAUCGUCAAGUUUAGCGAUAACGGAGAAAAAAGCGCACAUUCAAAGACCAGGUGGUUGUGUUGGAAUUUUUUUCCAGCUUUUUGAUUGGAAUCGAAGGUUUGCUAAGAAGAAAUUCUUCCCGAAGAAGCUUCUUCCACCUGUUCGUACUAAAGUCUCGAAGAAAUUUAAUGCAGAGGAGAAAUUGCCACUUACUAAGCAUUUAUUGAUUGCUGAUGAGAAUAUUAAUAAUAAUGGUGGGUUUUCAAGUAAAAUGAAGAAAAAUGGGGGUUCAGAGAUUAAGAAACAUGAAAUGCAAGCUCCAGGGUUGGUUGCUAGGUUAAUGGGUUUGGAAGCUAUGCCUCUUUCUGUUGCAGAACAAGAUGAAUCCAACAAGAAUUCUUCUAAGGAGGAUUGUAAGGUUAAAGGAGCGAAACUUGGCGGCGGGAUAAAUGAUGGAUUGGGGAAGGAGGAGUUGAGUUUGAGUCCAGAGAAAGGGAAUGUGAGACCACAGAAGAUUCAGAGGACGGGGGUAUUGGAUAGGAAGCCGGUUACUAGGUUUGGAGCUGAGGCUUUGCAGAUAAAGAAUGUUUUGUCGAGGUCGAGGAAGCAUCAUCAUAAUCAUUACCACCCUAAGCUUGCUUCUCCAGUGAAGAGUCCUAAAGUGGGGAGAAAUACUUCUAGGUUGAUUGAUGUUGCUGCUAGGAUUUUGGAACCUGGGAUACAGGCAACGAACCGUGCUAGGAGUAGUCUUACUUAUUCAAGCUCGACGAUGCAGCAGCCGUGGAACGACAGGGUGAUGAAUGAGGUGAGAGGGGAUGUGGAUUUGGAAAAUGAGAUUUUGAAUGCACAAAAUGCUUGUCGAAGUUGUGGCAACUUUUUGGAGCAUUUAAAUGAGAGAUAUGAUGAUGAAGAAAAAUCUUGGGAUGUUGAUUUGCCUGCCUCUAUCUCGAAGGAGAUUUUCUUUCAUGGAAUAGAAGAAAGUCGGGCAAGAACAGCUGUAUAUCUGGAGAAUGAAAACGAUGUGGUUCUUUUGAAAACGAGGUAUCCAUCUGAACGUCUGACCACUCAGCCAGUGGAUGAUAGAUCACCUAUGAAAAGUGAGCCAGCCAGGAACAGGAUGCAUCAGACACAAUGUCAUGAAGAGAUUCCAAUAAGCAGGAUGUUCACCUCUCAGAAGGGGGCAUCACCUUCUACUGCUUUCAGGAAUAGGACCCAAAGGCAUGGCCAGAUGUUGCCUGGAGAUAGAGUUCCACCUAAGUCUAAAUUGACGAGUACACAGGGCAGAAGAGGUUCAUCCGCUGUCAAUCCGGCUAGUGUAUCAAAGGAUUUCAUCACCCUCAACAGAAACAUGAGCAGGAAUCGACCUAGAGUUCCCAGCAAAUCAACGAGUAGUAUUGAGGCAGAUAGAAGACUUUUUAUAGGAAAAGAUGACUCCCUAGCAGCACAAAGAAGUCCAGUUAGGAAACGAAGGACUCCUAAUGCUAUUAGGCAAGCUGACAAUGCAUGUUCUGCAAGUCCAUCACUCGAAAAGCAGAGAAGUAACAGGGUCAAUAUAGUAACAGGAAAUGGGACAAGAGUCCGUUCCUCCCCUGCGAAUCAGACUUGCCUCAGAAGCAGGACUGCUAAUCAAAGAGGAAAUAGAAAUACUGAUAUUGUUUCUUUCACCUUCAGCUCCCCAGUGAAGUCAAAUAAAGGGACAACUUCCGAUGAAAAUGUAGAGCAUAAAAUGACAACAGAAGAAAACCGUGUGAAAAAACCUUCCCAGGACUAUUUGCAGAUGAAUGGAGAUGCUUUAGGUGCUCUAUUGGAGCAAAAGUUGAAGGAACUUUCAAACCAGGUAGAAAAUGAAGCAGCAGCAGGUUUCAUGCCAUCAGCAAGAACGACUGCUUCAAUUCUUCAGGAACUAAUAUCUGCCCUGACAGUUGAGAGAGCAGUUUCAAGUGAAAACGGAUCGCAUGGAACUGGCACGAUAGAUUCACAAUGUGAUAGCGAAGUUGCGGAUAUUGUUUCUCAGGCCAAGAUGAGUACUAAAAAAUCUUCGGAUGGAUUUUCUCGUGAAGUUGACCAUUUCAGCCCAGGAUGUGUUCUUGAUGCCUCAUUUUCAAAUGAUAGCUGCAUUUCGAGUAGCUUUGAUGAUAACUCAGUGAAACCGGUGACUUCUACUGAUUCCGAUCUUUUGGAUUCUGCAUCCUCGACAAACAAGCCCCGUGGCUGUGGUGUUAUGUUGGUGACUGAUCUUGUUAAACAUACCUCAGCUAUACUACAGAAUGUCAAUCGUGUUCAUUCCAGAUUAACUGCAACCAAGCUUGACUAUGUACAGGAGAUUGUUAUGAAUGCGGAGCUCUUAUUUGGCAAUGCUCUACAUAGUUCAUCAAGAAUUCUGGAUUUUCUCGUAGGCCCAUUUCUAGAAGAACUAGAAUCCCUUGUCAUUGCAGCAUGGAAGAACAGCAUUGUCAUUGGUAUCGAGGUUAGAAAAGAGGAAAAUCCAUUAAGGAAAUUUCUGUUUGACUGUCUUGUUGAGUGUCUCGAUGUAAAAUACACUCGGUACGCAGAUUCUGGAUUCAGGGCAUGGAGUAGGCUACCAAAGAGCAUCAACGCAGAAGUUUUGAUAAAAAUGUUCGAUGAAGAAGUUAGGAAGUGGAUUAGUUUUGCUGGGAAUACACCUGACAUGAUAAUAGAGAGGGAAAUGAGUACUUCAUUGGGUAAAUGGACCGAUUUUGAGAUCGAAGGAUUUGAAACUGGUGCCGUGAUCAGUCAGGACAUUGUUCAGGUUCUGGUUGAUGAAAUUGUGAUGGACUUUUGUGGGUCUGGCUAAGCAUCUAAUGAUCUUACUUCCCUAAUGCAGCUGGUUUUGUUGUGAUAACUGAUAACUAUGAGUCUCCCCCUGUUAAAAGUUUUGUACAAAUGAAAUUGGUACGUUGGGGAGUAACUGGGUAACUUAAAUUUUCACAUAGGUAUUGAUUUCAUUAGACUGCAGUAUGUAGUAAAAGUAAUUUUUUUCUUUCACUAGGUCAAGUUGUACUGAAUGUACUGGGAAUUAAUAUGAAUGUAACUUCUUCAGGUAUCUGAUUAUGCCAGUAAAUUUUCUCCAUA
Messenger RNA from Beta vulgaris subsp. vulgaris (sugar beet), 3885 nucleotides. RefSeq lists its product as hypothetical. The transcript is spliced from 5 exons. Bases 791 to 3607 code for a protein of 938 amino acids. The record is from RefSeq and is a predicted model, not a curated record. Lineage: Eukaryota; Viridiplantae; Streptophyta; Magnoliopsida; Caryophyllales; Amaranthaceae.